This is a messenger RNA of Lasiosphaeria miniovina, 1152 nucleotides long. RefSeq lists its product as uncharacterized. NCBI's taxonomy places the organism in Eukaryota, Fungi, Ascomycota, Sordariomycetes, Sordariales, Lasiosphaeriaceae. The coding region runs from base 1 to 1152 and encodes 383 amino acids. The record is from RefSeq and is a predicted model, not a curated record. The transcript has a single exon.
AUGUUCAUCAACCAACAAGCCAACAACGGUAGCACCAGCCGCUGCAAUGACAGCAACCAUGGCUCUGACUCCUCAGCCUCCAACCCCACCUCUGUCAACAACGCAGACUACGACUACGAGUCCGACUACGAGUCCGACACGUCGUCAAUCCGCUUCCACGACCCCGUGACCGCCGACGACAUCGCGCGCUGGGUCAAGCUGUUCAACUACACACCAGAAACCGCGUCACAAAAACUCCACGAACUGCGCCGCGACCCCCUGACGCACGGCGCCGACUUCCCCGACGCCGACUGGGCCGACUUCCAGCUCGACCACCCCCCGCACGACGGCUGGGACCGCGAAGCGUACGAGCACGUGCGCGCGCGCGCCGACAUGGCCGCACUCCUGCGCCGCGUCCUCCCGUCACGCACUCCGCCGGCCCCUGUCUACCUCGUCAAGCUCGACGGGCCGCUCGGCUGCGCAGAAGCCGUGCAGGCCGCCGCGGGCCUCGCUGCCCCGCCGCAGACCUGCGCUGCUGCGCCCGAGGCCGGCGGGACGCAGGUGCGGUUCUGCCGCGUCGCAGGCGAGGCCGCGCGGCGUGGCAUCCUCGCGUGGGCCGACGCUCGCAGAACCAGCAAAUGGCGCCCGACGGUGCUGCGCGACUGGGCAGCCCGCAAGGCCCUGUCCGCCCGCAGCCUCGACUCGGAGCUCGGCGUCGGCAGCGAACUGCCGCAAAACCGACCGCGGAAUCUAGAGGCAGGCGACGCGCGCCUGCGGCCUGCCCAGCACGCGUAUCCCGUGUGGUAUUUCGUGUACGAUGGUGCGCUCGCGGAGCAGCCUGCGACGCUGCAGCGCGUGCUUGGUGGAGAGGAGGACGUGGUGUCGCGCGCUGCGAGGACCUUUGGCGGGGAGAUUGUCGCGUGGGGCGCGGGCGCGUACAGAGGGAUGGUGGAUGCCGAGAUGGACGGGUGGGAGAGUGUUGUGGAGGGCCGCGCGGUGCUGGUUGGGGAUCGUGAGGCGGAGGAGGCGCUGCGGUAUCACCAGACGAGCCAGUACGAGGUCGCGAGAUGCGAUAUUGAGAUGGUGGACGGCGAAAAGGAGAUGGUUAGGGGCCUGACGUUUCGGUUUGUGGGGGUGGCGGAUAGGGAUGAUUUUUAUGGGUUCCGUGUUUAG